Molecule: messenger RNA, 2010 nt
Organism: Postia placenta MAD-698-R-SB12
Lineage: Eukaryota; Fungi; Basidiomycota; Agaricomycetes; Polyporales; Adustoporiaceae
Exons: 4
Coding region: 1-2010 (669 amino acids)
Biological process (GO): cristae formation
Cellular component (GO): MICOS complex
Source: RefSeq, a predicted model, not a curated record
AUGAUUCGUUCGCUGUCUGCCCCGAGAGCGGUCGGGACGUCAGGGAGGGGUGCCGUCCGUGUGACGCGUCGCAGGUUUGCGACGGAAACCCCCGCCCAGGCACCAAAGAAAAAGAGACACAUUGUUCGCAAACUCGUAUUCUACACUUCUGCUGCGACCGCGACGUUCUACGUGGGUAGCGCGUUCGUCGCGUUCAAGUAUCCCCCAUACUAUGACGUUUUCGUCGAGAAGGUGCCGCUCGGCUCGGCGGUCAUCCAGUAUGGUGAAGAUCACGACUGGGACACUCUCACCCUUCAGAAAAUCAUAGUCUCGAGCAAGAGUGCUGCGGAAUAUCUGCAGGGGCUCGUCACGGGCUCGCGGGACGGCGUCAGCACGCCCACUGCUCUCGAGAAGGCUAGGGAUGCGUAUGACAAGACGAGGGAAGUCGUCAUCCACACCGCGGGAGCGUCGAAGGAUCGCAUUCAGGACUCCAAGGAUAAACUGCGGUCCGUAGCCGGUUCGCUGAAGACGGGCGUCAAGAAGAACGACGGAGAGGGCUCGAAAGCUGUCGCUGUCGCAAAGCACCAAUCCAUUCAGUUCUCAGAGGGUGUUGAGGAGCUCGUUCGUCGCGCAGAGGCCGCCCUUACGGGCAAGCCAGUCGACACGCUCCCGACAACGACCAUAACACCUGAACACCCGUCCGUGGCAUCCGACAGUGUUCCUCCGCGCGACAAUGACGCGAAGGAAGGCUUGGCCAAGAGCAAUGUGUACGAUAUCCCUCUUCCUCUUGGCUUUGAGCCUCCACCGGGUUUCUCCCGCCCUGCGCCGCCAAAGAAGGCCGCUCCCCCGCCAGAGCCUGUCGAGGAGAAGCCAACCCUGCCUCCUCUGCCGCUUGUUGCGCCUGCUGUAUCUGAGUUCAGUGCGUCGGAACCUAUUAUUUCGCAGCUUGCAUCCGUCAUCGACGACCUCGCUUCGUACCUGAAUGCCAAUCCUGCUGCCGCUGAUAAGGCUCGAGAUAUUCUCGACAGCGCGAAGGUUGAUCUCACCGUCCUCGCGUCUCGCAUUGACCAAGUGAAGGAGGAGGAACGCCAGAAGCUCGAAACCAAGCUGGACGAUCAGACGCGCGAGUAUACGAUCAAGCUGCUCGAGCUGGAGAUGGAGGCACAGGACAAGCUAGACAGUCAAGAGCAAGAUUUCAGGAAGUUCUUUGAGGAGGAGAGAGUGAAAUUCGUGCAAGCCUAUCGGGAGAAGCUCAACCGCGAGCUGCAGACCCAAAGCGAGAUCAUCAACGAGCGCUUGAAGGAAGAGGUCAUUGCGCAAGGCAUUGAGCUUCAGCGCCGGUGGAUCCGCGACAUCAAGGUCCGUGUCGAGCAGGAGCGCGGCGGUCGUUUGGCGAAGCUGGACGAGCUCGCAACGAACUUGAAGCGCCUAGAGCGCAUUGCCCUCGACAACUCAGCCUAUCUUGACGAAAACAUCCGGAUACACGCGCUGUGGUCUGCACUCCGCGCGCUCAACCACAAUGUUGAUGCGUCCGUGCGCAAGCCAUUCCGCGAGGAACUUCGUAUCCUCCGCCAUAUCGCUGCGGCGCGCGAGGAUCCGAUCGUUUCGUCGGUGCUCGAAACCCUCGAGGCAUCGGACGUGCCGGACGUUGGCGUCGAACCGCUCGCAGACCUUGCAACAUGGUUCACGACAUCUGUCGUACCGGCGGUGUCAAGCGUAGCGCUGGUGCCGGACCAGAAUGCUGGUGUCCUUUCUCACCUCGCAUCGCAUCUAGUAUCGACAUUCACUUUCCGGAGACAAGGCCUUGUUCCGGGCUCGGACGUGCUCAGUGUGCUAGCGCGCGCAGAGUACUACCUGAACGAGAAAGAUUUGGACAGCGCUGCUCGUGAGCUCAAUCAGUUGCAGGGGACAGCAAAGGUGCUUCUAUCUGACUGGCUUGCGGCCGCGCGCCGGAGAUUAGAGGUGGUUCAGGUAUUGGAGGUGGUACAGGCUCAGGCUACAUUAGCGUCUCUGGUAGUAGCACAGGACUAG